AUGAGCGACCGGGCGGCCGCUGCGCGCCGCGGUAAGUGUGGACGUCUGUGCAAGUGUGAGAGCAUCAUGGUAGCGUUUAAAGGCGUCUGGACUCAGCCCUUCUGGAAGGCUGUUUCAGCAGAAUUUUUGGCCAUGUUAAUUUUCGUCCUUCUCAGCCUCGGUUCCACAAUCAACUGGGGUGGAGCAGAGAAGCCCCUGCCUGUAGACAUGGUCCUUAUCUCUCUCUGCUUUGGACUCAGCAUUGCAACCAUGGUGCAGUGCUUCGGGCACAUCAGCGGUGGCCACAUUAACCCUGCUGUGACUGUGGCAAUGGUCUGCACGAGGAAGAUCAGCCUCGCCAAGUCGGUCUUCUACAUUCUCGCCCAGUGCCUGGGAGCCAUCGUGGGGGCAGGCAUCCUUUACCUCAUCACACCACCAAGUGUGGUGGGAGGCCUGGGAGUCACUAUGGUACAUGGAGAUCUUUCCGCUGGCCAUGGACUCCUGGUGGAGUUGAUAAUUACAUUCCAGCUGGUUUUUACUAUUUUUGCCAGCUGUGAUUCAAAACGAAACGAUGUCACUGGUUCAGUAGCUUUAGCAAUUGGAUUUUCUGUUGCAAUUGGACAUUUAUUUGCUAUCAAUUACACCGGUGCCAGUAUGAACCCUGCUCGAUCAUUUGGACCUGCUGUCAUCAUGGGGAAAUGGGAAAACCAAUGGGUUUACUGGGUGGGACCAAUAAUAGGAGCAGUCCUUGCUGGUGCUCUUUAUGAGUAUGUCUAUUGCCCAGAUGUUGAACUCAAGCGCCGUUUUAAAGAUGUCUUCAGUAAGGCUACCCAGCCAUCCAAAGGGAAAUACACAGAGGUGGAUGAUAGCAGGAGCCAUGUGGAGACUGAUGACCUGAUUCUGAAGCCUGGCAUAGUUCACGUGAUUGAUAUUGACCGGGGUGAGGACAAGAAGGGAAGAGAUCCGUCGAGCGAGGUGCUGUCUUCUGUAUGA
Messenger RNA from Cygnus atratus (black swan), 972 nucleotides. RefSeq names its product aquaporin 4 (gene AQP4). The record is from RefSeq and is a predicted model, not a curated record. The transcript has 5 exons. Bases 1 to 972 code for a protein of 323 amino acids. Gene Ontology annotation, molecular function: water channel activity. Lineage: Eukaryota; Metazoa; Chordata; Aves; Anseriformes; Anatidae. Gene Ontology annotation, biological process: transmembrane transport. Gene Ontology annotation, cellular component: plasma membrane; basolateral plasma membrane.